GCCCCCACACCCACAGUGCGCCCCCACACAUCCAUUGUGUACUCCACAUCCACUGUGGGAAAAUUUUACUGAGUGUGGGAAAGCUUACUUGAGCGUGGGAAAACUUACCUGAGUGUGGGAAAACUUACCUGAGUGUGGGAAAACUUACCUGAGUGUGGGAAAACUUACCUGAGUGUGGGAAAACUUACCUGAGUGUGGGAAAACUUACCUGUGUGGGAAAACUUACCUGAGUGUGGGAAAACUUACCUGAGUGUGGGAAAACUUACCCGAGUGUGGGAAAACUUACCUGAGUGUGGGAAAACUUACCCGAGUGUGGGAAAACUUACCCGAGUGUGGGAAAACUUACCCGAGUGUGGGAAAACUUACCUGAGUGUGGGAAAACUUACCUGAGUGUGGGAAAACAGCAAAACCUGACAACAUCUCAGCUAAGAUUCGCUAAAAACUCGCGAUGUGGGUCCUGACUCCACCUCUGCCCACAUGCUAGCUGAGGGUGGGCGUGGGAAGGAGACCCGUGGGCGUGAGAACUUAAUCUCAACACAGAGAUAAACAACAUUCGCCAUGGGAGAAUAGCAGUUACUGUGGGAGGGAGAAGCUGCUAGCGUGGGAGUCAACAUUACUUUUAUAUAGAAGAGAAGAAUAUUUCAAAGCCGGAAAAUGACAUAGAAGGCAGUAAGUAGGCCUAUGAGAAUAUCUGGAAGGCUUACAUGGCUUUACGCUAUGCGUGAGGAGGCAGUCAGGUGUGUGACGGGGCAAUCAGGUGCGUGAAGAGGCAAUCAGGUGCAUGAGGGGGUAAUCAGGAUCGUAAGAAGAUAAUCAGGAGCGUGAGAAAAUAAUCGUGACCCUGGGAAAACAAUAAGAAGCGUGGGAAAAUAAUCAUGAGCGUGGGAAAAUAAUCAUGAACGUGGGAAAAUAAUCAACAGCGUGGGAAAAUAAUCAAGAGCGUGGGAAAAUAAUAAGAAGCGUGAGAAAAUAAUCAGGAUCGUGAGGAAACUAAUCAGGAAAUCAGUUCAAGAUGUACGAAGGAGGUACGGCAGCUUGUACGUACCAGAACUCCGUGGAACUGAAGCGAGGACUCCUGAGCCACAACCUGCAGAACAAGACGCAAGGUCUGGCACUAGGGGGCGGGUCAGCCAUGAUGACGUCACCGAUCAACAUAAAAAGUGAAGAGAUGGUGGCACCUGAUUGGUCAGCCUGCACCUACAGGUUCCCCGGGCUGGCCAGCUGCGCCGCGGGGGGCAUGGACCCCCUGAAGGCCGUCACCUCAAUGGGGGUCCGAGGAGGUGGGGCAGACGAUGCCAAGAUGGGCAACUACCCGUCCUCCCUCCUGCCCCACCUCAGGACCCACUCUCACCCUGGCACUAACGACCACUCACUCGUUUUAUCGUCUGGCGGAGUCUCAGCCGUAGCUGUGAGUGGUGGAGGAGGAGGAGGAGGAGGAGGAGGAGGAGGAGGAGGUGGAGGUGGAGGU
This is a messenger RNA of Cherax quadricarinatus, 1468 nucleotides long. The record is from RefSeq and is a predicted model, not a curated record. NCBI's taxonomy places the organism in Eukaryota, Metazoa, Arthropoda, Malacostraca, Decapoda, Parastacidae.